CUAGGCCAGUGGGCCCCUCCGGGGCUUUGGAACUUCACCACUGAACAAGUGCAAAAUCCAGAAAAACUAGUAAAACACUUAGAUGAGGUGUGUUGUCAUCCUAGUCAUACCAGAGAGGGACAAAUCAUGGCAACGUGCUGGGGCUUGGCCUGUGCUUAUAGAGCCUUGUUCAACACUAUCCAGCACCUUCAAAGGGAAAAAAAAAGUCUCUGGAUCUGAUGGCAAAGCAACAGACAACGCAGCUACUCCAACUCCAAUAGCUACACCAACCCCAGCAACAAGUACAGCAGCUACCCAAACCCCAACAACAGAUACUGCAGCCACUCCAACCACAGUGAUAAUCACUACAGCUAAACCAGAGAACCAAUUUGUGCAAUAUCAGUUGCCCCUGUACGCAAGGGGAAAAGCAAAAUAGAAACAAGAUGAAGCAAGAUGAAGAAACAAUGAAGUUACUACACGGGACAGCAUCUGAUCAGGAGUUAUUAGUACUUGAAUCAGAGGAAGAAGAGGAAGAAGAGGUGGCUUCUUAACCCUGGACCUCAACUGAGCUAUAGAAUAUACAAAAAGAUUUUACCCAUCAACCAGGGGAGCAAAUCAUCACCUGGUUGCUCUGAUGCUGGGACAAUAGGGCUGAUGGUCAUGAACUAGAAGGUAGGGAAGCCAAGCAGCUUAGAUCACUUGCUAGGGAAGGGGGAAUUGACAGGGCAAUUGCAAAAGAGAAACAGACCCUCAGCCUUUGGAGGCAGCCCUAGGCAGCUGUGAAAGAAAGGUUUCCAUGCAAGGACAAUGUUAUGAGCCGUUCAGCCAAUUGGACUACUCUAGAGAAAGGCAUCCAGUCUCUGAGUAAAUCUGCCAUUGUAAAGAUGAUCUACCACAGGCCAAAUGCUGGGAUUGCACCCAUAGGUCCAGAUGAAGUUGAAUGUACACGACCCAUGUGGCAGAAAUUUACACAGAAUGCACCAUCAUCAUAUGCCCAUUCAUUGGCACCAAUAACCUGGCAUGACGUAGCACCACCAACAGUGGACGAAAUGAUUCAUCAACUCCAAGAGUUUGAAGACCAUCUCACCCCUUCCAUCAUUUCAACUGUGGAAAAACUGUCUCAGGAGUUAAAACAAUUGAGAGAUGAUUUAUCCAAUUUAUCCAGCUCCCCACAUGUACCAACCCAUGUCUCAACUAUUAAAAGGUAUCCUACUGCUCGAAAGAGAAGAUAUAGGAGGUAUACACCAUGGGCCACCCUAUGGUUUUACCUGCAAGAUCACAGAGAAGACAUGAAGAAGUGGGAUGGAAAACCUACAUCAGAUUUGGAGGAACGGGUGCAUGAAUUGAAGAGAAGACCAAAGGUCAGGGAUGAUCAUCCCAUGAAGGCUGUGGCUUCAGUCUCUGGUGAGCAGGUUCCCGGAUGGAGUGGAAGAGCUGAUUUUAUUCCAGCUCCUGUGAUAAAGACUAAUCCCUGUCAAGAAGACUUAAGUGACUAUUAA
Messenger RNA from Neopsephotus bourkii (Bourke's parrot), 1478 nucleotides. RefSeq lists its product as uncharacterized. Bases 792 to 1478 code for a protein of 228 amino acids. The transcript has 2 exons. Lineage: Eukaryota; Metazoa; Chordata; Aves; Psittaciformes; Psittacidae. The record is from RefSeq and is a predicted model, not a curated record.